GACCGUUGGGCCUCCAUCUAACCAUCUCUCUUCAUUAUCCACAUCUAUCUCCAUUCAUCCAAAUAAAAACAAUCACCCACGAAAACACAAAAACAACUCUACAACUCAAAACUAACCCAAUUUUCCUACAAAAUUUAAUCACUGAGCUUCAAAUUAAUGGCUUCCAUACCAAACCCAGUUUCUUUAAUUUAUCAAAAAACAUUACACAGAACUUGUUAUACUAAACCCACUUCAAUUAACACCACCAUUAAAGCCAUGGCUAAAGAGCUCCACUUUAACCAUGAUGGUUCUGUCACUAAGAAGCUUCAGGCAGGGGUGAAUUUGGUGGGAGAUUUGUUAGGGGUGACAUUGGGUCCAAAAGGAAGAAAUGUGAUUUUGCCAAAUAAAUAUGGACCUCCCAAGAUUGUCAAUGAUGGUGAGACUGUUCUUAAAGAGAUUGAGUUGGAGGAUCCUCUAGAGAAUGUUGGAGUAAAGUUGGUGAGACAAGCCGGUGCUAAAACUAAUGAUCUUGCUGGUGAUGGUUCAACAACGUCGAUUGUUCUUGCUCGUGGUCUCAUUGAUGAGGGUGUGAAGGUCAUUGCAGCAGGCAGGAAUCCUAUCCAGAUUUCACGUGGGAUCGAGAAAACAGCAAAGGCCCUUGUUUCUCAGCUUAAACUAAUGUCUAGGGAGAUUGAAGAUCAUGAAAUUGCAGAUGUGGCUGCUGUUAGUGCAGGAAAUGAUUAUGAAGUAGGCAAUAUGAUUGCUGAAGCUGUUGCAAAAGUAGGAAGGAAAGGAGUUGUGAGAGUUGAGAAAGGAACAUACACAGAAAACAAACUGCAGAUUGUAGAAGGAAUGCAGUUUGAUCGCGGGUACUUGUCUCCUUAUUUUGUCACAGAUCGACGAAAAAUGACAGUAGAGUAUGACAAUUGCAAGAUUCUUUUGGUGGACAAAAAGAUCACUCAUCCUAAGGAGGUGUUCAAAAUGUUAGAAAAUGCGGUUCAGGGAGAUUUUCCAAUUUUGAUCAUUGCAGAGGGCAUAGAGCAGGAAGCUAUGGCUCCAAUAAUCAGGAACAAACUAAAAGGUGCUCUGAAGGCUGUUGCUAUCAAGGCUCCUGCCUUUGGAGAACGUAAAAGUCAUUGCUUGGAUGACAUUGCUAUAUUGACAAGAGGAACUGUGAUCAGAGAUGAUAUAGGCCUCAACCUAGAAAAGGCGGGAAUAGAUGUAUUAGGAACUGCUACUAAAGUGAUCAUAACCAACAAAUCUACUUUAAUUGUUACUGAUGGAAGUACAAGGCAAGCUGUUGAGAAGAGAGUUUCCGAAAUCAAAGCAUAUGCUGAGAAUGUCGAAGAAAAUUUUCAACGGAAAAUUCUGCAUGAGAGAAUAGCAAGGUUAUCUGGGGGUAUUGCUAUCAUAGAGGUGGGAGCUCAAACACAGAUUGAGCUGAAGGAUAAACAUCUAAGGAUUGAAGAUGCUUUGAAUGCAACUAAGGCAGCUAUUGAAGAAGGUGUUGUGGUUGGUGGAGGAUGUUGUCUUUUACGGCUUUCAUUGAAGAUUGAUGAAAUCAAAGAGCAGCUAGAUAAUGAGGAGCAAAAGGUUGGAGCAGAGAUCUUCAGACAGGCUUUGGCCUACCCAAUAAAAAAGAUAGCAGAAAAUGCAGGCGUUAAUGGCAGUGUGGUUGUGCAAAAGGUUCUUGCUAAUGAUAACUUGAGAUAUGGGUACAAUGCUGCACGUGACUGUUAUCAGGAUCUAAUGGAAGCUGGGAUUAUAGAUCCUACAAAGGUAGUCAGGUGCUGUUUGGAGAAUGCAGCAUCGGUUGCAAAAACAUUUCUUACGUCAGAUGCUGUAGCUGUUGACAUUAAGGAAAAACAACCAUUUCCGAGGAGACCUCCAAUGCCACCAAUUCCCAUGUCAGGUAAUUUACCACCAUUUUCGAAAAGACCUCCAAUGCCCAUGUCAGGUAAUUUACCACCAUUUCCGAGGAGACCUCCGAUGCCACCAAUGCCCAUGUCAGGUGUCGGGCCUCUUGGGAUGUAAUCGAUUUACAUACAAUACGGAUGUGUCUUUAUCACAUAGCAGCCAAAUUUGAUUUUUUUUUUUUCCCGAGUUAGAACUAGAGAUGAUCCUCAAUCCCCAAAUGGAAAUUCUUCUCUAACAAUCAAGCUUCAGAGAGUUAUGCUGCAUUACAUGAUCAUCAUGAAGUUACAGAUGAUGGCCUUCUGCAGUGCCAACUGGUAUCAGAGUUUCUCUGAAAGAACUAAGAUUAAGGGUGGUAGCUAAUGUAUCAUUCAUUCGUAAAUCAAAAUAUUUUGAUGUUUGUACAUACUCUGAUCUGUAUGUAAAUCAAUAGCACUGUGCAGUCUGCAAAGUUUAAUAUUCCAAAAUAUAAACUGAUUGUGCAUUA
Messenger RNA from Chenopodium quinoa (quinoa), 2380 nucleotides. RefSeq names its product ruBisCO large subunit-binding protein subunit beta, chloroplastic-like. The coding region runs from base 157 to 2013 and encodes 618 amino acids. Lineage: Eukaryota; Viridiplantae; Streptophyta; Magnoliopsida; Caryophyllales; Amaranthaceae. Gene Ontology annotation, molecular function: ATP-dependent protein folding chaperone; ATP binding. Gene Ontology annotation, biological process: protein refolding. Gene Ontology annotation, cellular component: chloroplast stroma. The transcript is spliced from 14 exons. The record is from RefSeq and is a predicted model, not a curated record.